UCGGAAUGUAAGAAAACUUCCAAAUCAGAAGGCAAACAGACGGCAACUGCCCUCCUCUGCUUUCAUUUCUCCCACAAGGUAAAUACUCUCUCUCGCUCACAGAAAACCUCCAUGGCUUCUUCUGCUUCAAUCACAACCGCCCUAUCUCGCUUUUCCCUAAUCCGAUUCUCCCUAAAACCCUCUCCGUCGUUUCCACAUACAACCCCAUUUUUUCUCACUAAACCAAAGGCUCCGAAAUACGGGUUCCGCUUGUUGUCAAUGGCGUCCGAGCCGAAUGAAUUACCCGCCAACAAUCCGGGCCUCCACGCCACCCCAGAUGAAGCCACUAAGAGUUACUUCAUGCAACAAACUAUGUUUCGGAUUAAGGACCCUAAAUCCAGUCUUGACUUUUAUUCACGUGUGUUGGGCAUGUCGCUGCUUAAGAGGCUGGACUUUCCAGAAAUGAAGUUUAGUCUGUACUUUUUGGGCUAUGAGGAUCCUGCAUCAGCUCCAACUAACCCGACUGAUAGAACAGUUUGGACCUUUGGCCAGAAGGCUACAAUUGAGUUAACACAUAAUUGGGGUACUGAAAGUGAUCCAGAAUUCAAAGGAUAUCACAAUGGGAAUUCGGAGCCUCGAGGCUUUGGACACAUUGGUGUCACCGUUGAUGAUACUUACAAGGCAUGUGAGAGAUUUGAACGUCUCGGGGUGGAGUUUGUGAAAAAGCCAGAUGACGGAAAGAUGAAAGGGAUAGCAUUCAUUAAGGAUCCUGAUGGUUAUUGGGUUGAAAUCUUUGACCUUAAAACGAUAGGAAGCAUUACAGGUGGUGCUUCGUGAGGUCAUGGCACCCUUUCUUCAGGUGAACCAUGGUGGCAACUUACAGUCGGACAUCAUUUCUGGUUUUCCUAUAUGUCCAUAGUUCAGAUACGAGUCUCGUAAAUGGACUUGUUUGGCGAUUUUCUUACGUGUUUUAUUUUUCACUUACCUCUAGUGUUUGUGUAGUUUUGUAUUCUGUAAGUUGGUACUUGGUACUUGGUACGAGUUACUUUUGUCUGUUGUCGACUCGACUGCUGUUCAGUACAAACUUGGUCUUUCUUAUCACAAUGCGUUGUUCAAACUUUCUUA
This is a messenger RNA of Prunus avium (sweet cherry), 1104 nucleotides long. RefSeq names its product lactoylglutathione lyase family protein / glyoxalase I family protein. The record is from RefSeq and is a predicted model, not a curated record. Gene Ontology annotation, molecular function: lactoylglutathione lyase activity; metal ion binding. NCBI's taxonomy places the organism in Eukaryota, Viridiplantae, Streptophyta, Magnoliopsida, Rosales, Rosaceae.